AUGGUGACAGGCGCGUCGGCGCUGAGCCUUUUGGCGUGGAGUUACUGCGUGUUGGCCACACAGGUCUCCUUCUCCAACUUCUCCGUGGACAACGAGGUGCGCUCCAGCUUCAUCCAGCGGCGACUGCGGAGCCAGGAGCGCAAAGAGAUGCAGCGGGAGAUCCUCUCCAUCCUGGGGCUUCCCCACCGUCCUCGGCCGCACAUCCACACCAAACAAAACGCAGCCCCGAUGUUCAUGCUGGACUUGUACAAUACAAUCUCCACAGAUUUUGAACCUCAAGGCUAUUCAUAUUACAAGCCCGUCUUUACGACCCAGGCCACCCCGAUGGUGACCCCACAGGACAGCCGCUUCCUGGAUGACGCAGAUAUGGUGAUGAGCUUCGUCAAUAUGGUUGAACAGGAUCAGGAUCUUCUAUACAAACAGCAAAGGGAAUUUCGCUUUGACCUUUCCCGUAUCCCAGAGGGAGAAGCCGUCACAGCAGCAGAGUUCAGGAUUUACAAGUAUUACAUCCCGGAACGCUACGAGAAUGAGACGUUCAUUGUCAGUGUCUACCAGGUGCUGCAGGAACCCCCAAACAGCGAAACAGAGCUCUUCCUGCUGGACCAGCGAGUUGUUUGGGCUGCAGAGGAAGGCUGGCUGAUCUUUGACUUGACUGCCACCAGUAACCAUUGGCUGGUCAACCCUGACCAGAACCUGGGCCUGCACCUGGUGCUGGAGGACAGCGACGGCCAGAGGAUGAACCCCAGACUGGUGGGGCUGCUGGGGGGCAGCGCGCCCCAGGACAAGCAGCCCUUCAUGGUUGCCUUUUUCAAAGCCACUGAGGUGCGCUUUCGAAGCAUCCGCUCUGCCCAUGGCCACAAGGGACGCCACUCGAACCGCUCGAAACCACAGAAGACUGCCCAGGAUGCUCUCAAGGCAGCUGAGGCUGCAACAGCUAACCUCAGCAGUUCCAAGCAGGGCUGUAAAAAGCAUGAGUUGUAUGUCAGUUUCAGAGAUCUGGGAUGGCAGGACUGGAUCAUAGCACCGGAGGGUUAUGCAGCAUACUACUGCGAGGGGGAGUGCGCCUUCCCUCUCAACUCCUACAUGAAUGCCACCAAUCAUGCUAUUGUGCAAACUCUGGUACACUUUAUUAACCCAGAGUCAGUGCCCAAGCCGUGUUGUGCCCCUACUCAGCUCCAUGGCAUCUCCGUGCUCUACUUUGAUGACAGCUCCAAUGUCAUCCUCAAGAAGUACCGCAACAUGGUGGUGAGAGCCUGUGGCUGCCAUUGA
Molecule: messenger RNA, 1269 nt
Organism: Myripristis murdjan (pinecone soldierfish)
Lineage: Eukaryota; Metazoa; Chordata; Actinopteri; Holocentriformes; Holocentridae
Product: bone morphogenetic protein 7-like
Exons: 7
Coding region: 1-1269 (422 amino acids)
Biological process (GO): BMP signaling pathway
Cellular component (GO): extracellular region
Molecular function (GO): cytokine activity; growth factor activity
Source: RefSeq, a predicted model, not a curated record